AUGAGUGCAUCUACUUCAAGAUGGGCAGUAUUAGAAACAAUUGUCAAAAAUAGCAGUAGCGAUAAGAAACUCCUUCCAAAAAGGGUUAACGUGACAAGAUGGGCUGCCAAAUGGCAUGCUGUGAAAGCCCUUUUGCUCAACUAUUGGAGCUACUACGAUGCUAUAAAACAACUAUCUGAUGAUACGGGGGAAACAAAUGUGAGCCGAGCUGAAGCUAAAGGAAUCAGCAAACAAUUUCUGAAGCUUGAGAAUGCUAUUUUAUUAAACAUGUGGUACGAUAUUUUAGAACGUUUUGACAAGAGUAGCAAAACAUUGCAAAACCCUGCUACAGACUUGAAUUUGACCUGCAACAUAUAUAAAUCUCUAAAAGAGUACGUAUUGAGCCUGAGAGACAACUUUGAAUCAUUCGAAAAAAGAGGAAAAGAGUUGUCUAAAAAUGAUGUCUACAUUCUUGACGAUGUUGAAAUAAAAAGACGACCUAAAAGGAAAGCUCUCUCUAUUGACGAUAAAGAAGAUGGGCCCCACCUCAAUUUUGAUGGCAAGGCAGACUUAAAGAUCAACACAUUCAAUGUUGUAAUUGACAGGCUGUAUUCAGAACUGAAUAAAAGAUCCAAAGUUUAUUUCAAUCUCAAUGAAGAAUUCGGAUUUUUAAACAACUUAUCGUCAAUUUCGAAUGAGGACAUCAGGGAAAAAGCUUCAAUUUUGGCCAAAAAGUAUCACACUGACAUAGAUGAUGACUUUGCAGAAGAAUGUGUGCAGUUUAAAAAUUUUGUUGGAGGUAUGUUUGAUGACGGAAGAGAACCCCAUGAUAACAAGACUAACAAGCAUUCGAGAAAUCCACUUUUGGAUUAUCUGCAACUCAUUCGUGAAAAACAGUUGACAACACUUUUUCCAAAUCUGGACACAGCUCUGCGCAUCAUACUAUGCAUGAUGACAUCUAAUGCAUCAGGAGAACGAUCAUUUAGCGUCUUGAAAAGAAUCAAGAACUUCUUGAGGAACUCAAUUUCUGACGAUGAAUCUAGAUUGUCUAGUUUAGCUAGUUUUGUUGCAAAUGCUGAACUUUUUAAAUCCUUAGACUUUAAAGAUUUGAUUAAAGAUUUUUCAGCCGAAAAAGCUAGAAAGGGAUUCAAUGACUGGAAGAAUUCUAAUCGACUUAAAGAACACGAGAAAAGUGCGGAACAUCGGUUGAAUACAAAAACUUUUGUCUUACGAGGCAAUGUUUUAGGAAAAAUUGAUUCGGCACUACACAAGUCUACCUUAAGGAAGUCGAGUAUUGGCAUCGAGUACUACAACGAGUAG
Messenger RNA from Macrosteles quadrilineatus (aster leafhopper), 1299 nucleotides. RefSeq lists its product as uncharacterized. NCBI's taxonomy places the organism in Eukaryota, Metazoa, Arthropoda, Insecta, Hemiptera, Cicadellidae. The record is from RefSeq and is a predicted model, not a curated record. Bases 1 to 1299 code for a protein of 432 amino acids. Gene Ontology annotation, molecular function: protein dimerization activity. The transcript is spliced from 2 exons.